Molecule: messenger RNA, 477 nt
Organism: Candidula unifasciata
Lineage: Eukaryota; Metazoa; Mollusca; Gastropoda; Stylommatophora; Geomitridae
Source: the annotation of a GenBank genome assembly
AUGAAAGUGAAACGAUUGGUACUUCUGCUGCUUGUAUUUAUUAUAUAUGUAUCUCUGGGAGCGGUCGUUUUUAACGUGCUAGAGGCCGGAGCGGAGCAGGAAAGGAAGGAUGAGUUGCAAGCGUUUGUGGAGCAGUUUUUAGACAAAUACCCAUGUGUGAACAGGACGGACCUGUACAAGCUGCUAAAGAAGGCUGUUGUGGACAGCGAGAUUGUCAAUUACGUCGUUGAUAAUAAAACACACCUGGACAGGUGGGACUUCAGUGGUGCCUUUGGGUUUGUCGUCUCUGUGGUCACCACGAUAGGGUUUGGAAAUAUGUCCCCGUUCACACUUGAAGGCAAGGUGGUGUGUGUAGUCUACGCCCUGUUUGGAAUACCGCUGACUCUUUUAGUUCUUGGAGGCCUUGGAGAGAAGAUGGCGUCGUUCAUUUCUAAGAUCAGAAAAUGCAAGAACCCCAUGUGUCAUCACACGCCCCGG